AUGGAGCCAUCGAAAGAAUUUAGCAGAUUAGUUAUUAACGAACCUGAUAAAAGGGAUAAUCAAGAAUUUUUAAAUUCAAGCGAUGAUACUGAUAACAACGAUGAAAAAUUAGAUAAGAAGCAGCCAUUGGUAAAAAAGGGAGAUAUGCAGGAAUACGUCGAGGUUCCAUUUUCCGAAUUUAAAAGAGGACAAGAAAAUACGCAAUCAUCCAAUUUUUAUCGAAGUUCAAUUUUAAAUUCACAUUCGGAUAAUAUAAAUAAAGCCAUUGCUAACUACGGCAAAAAACCAAAGACAAUGAAAAGAAAAUCUAUAAAAGAUGGAAAAGUCAUAGAAAUAUCAAUUAUCUCUUUUCAAAUAGACGACACAAAAGAUAUUUGGAGAAGAAAUAGUUACAGCAUAAUUUUUGCGGAUUUUAUUUUUCUGGAUGUUAAAGGAGAGAAUACGGAAACUCCAGAAUCACGUCCCAUACCUAAAACAAGCGACGAAAUAUGCGAAUUUAAUUUUCGAAUCGAAAUUGUCAUAACAGAUAAACAUUUACAAGCUUUAAAUUCUGUAAAAUAUAAUCUCGAAUUAGAUUUGAUUAUAUUUAAAAUAGUAACCGAUACAGAUUUGGAAGAUAAAGAUUGCGAAGAUAUCGGUUUCAACAGAGGACCAUUUUCAAUAGAUGUUCGAAACAUGUCAAAUCAUUCGGAAAUAAUUGGAACGUUAGUCGUUGAAAUUUCCGUUUCCCCCGAACUUGAAAAUAUACAUUUUUUUAAAUUGUAA
Pediculus humanus corporis (human body louse) is the source of this 765-nucleotide messenger RNA. RefSeq lists its product as uncharacterized. The transcript has 7 exons. Lineage: Eukaryota; Metazoa; Arthropoda; Insecta; Psocodea; Pediculidae. The coding region runs from base 1 to 765 and encodes 254 amino acids. The record is from RefSeq and is a predicted model, not a curated record.